Cololabis saira (Pacific saury) is the source of this 1153-nucleotide messenger RNA. RefSeq names its product NSE2 (MMS21) homolog, SMC5-SMC6 complex SUMO ligase (gene nsmce2). Gene Ontology annotation, cellular component: Smc5-Smc6 complex; nucleus. The transcript is spliced from 6 exons. The coding region runs from base 213 to 902 and encodes 229 amino acids. Gene Ontology annotation, biological process: protein sumoylation; double-strand break repair via homologous recombination. The record is from RefSeq and is a predicted model, not a curated record. Lineage: Eukaryota; Metazoa; Chordata; Actinopteri; Beloniformes; Belonidae. Gene Ontology annotation, molecular function: SUMO ligase activity; zinc ion binding.
CUGUGUGUGUUUUCCUCUGCCCAUUUUCACAUCACUGGUAUGUUCAAGUUUGCUAUAUUCUCUUAAAAUGGUGUUUUACUAAACGGUUUAAAGACACUUUUUUCGUUAAAUGUGGAGGUGGGCAGUCCUGUUGGGGCGGAAGUGGCUGCAUUAGCGCCAGGCGAGCUAAUAUUCCCGGUUACUCUGGUCUUUAGACAUCAAAACCCGUCCUGAUGUCUCUCAGCGCGGUUAACGGGACCCUGUCGGACCUGAGGUCCUGUCAGGGGGACCUGGGGACCGGCAUGGACAUCGUGACGGACGUGGCCAUAGACCUGGCAGAGACUCAGGAUGAGGAGUUGAAAGCUGGCUUUGCAGAGAUGGAGGCUACGAUUCUUGAGUGUGCCAAACUGGACAGGGAGAUCAGCUACUUUGUGGACACUGUGGAACGAGCCAUUCAUGAGCUCCCUGCACAGGAGCCCGAGGCCAUGUUCAGCCUUUCUGACAAAGUGAAGGAGAAGUUCUCACGGAGAAUUGCUAACCUUUCGGAUACGGAGUUGCAAAAGCACCAGAAGGUGGUUGCUUUCAAGGAAAGCAUCAACAACAUUCUGAAACAAGCCAACCAACAUACGGAGAAUAUGGAGGAGCUGGAUGAGGACAUUGCUGUUACACAGAGCAACGUCCUACUCACCUGCCCACUCACACAGGUGGAAAUGGUGAAUCCAGUAAAGAAUAAGAAGUGUAACCACUACUAUGAUCAAGAAGCCAUUCUGGGCCUGAUCAGAACAAGAGUCAGCCAGAAGAAGAAGUGUGGCUGUCCUGUGGUGGGCUGCGGGAACAGAGAUGUGAAGCAGUCGGACCUCAUCCCCGACCAGAUACUGAGAAGACAGAUCCAGAGCCAGAAAAGGCAAAAUGACAGGACAUAGCUACUGUGUUUUAGUCAUCAUUAAUCAUAUAUAUGGUGCCUUGGGAAUUCCCCUCAUACUGAGAGCAGUAUAUUUUGACCCUAUUACAUCAUUAUUAUAAUAAUAAUGCUACUAAUAAUUAUAAUAGUAAUACUAUAAUGCCACAGUAUGCAGGUACCUUUGUGGAAACCUCAGAAAUGCAUCACCCAGUUCAAUCUCUGAUUUAAGGUGGUGAGGUGUUUUUAUUCUCCCUCCAGUGUUUUCAUCUUUUU